AUGGCUUAUUAUUUCAAGCUUUUUAGUUCGCUCCCUCUUUGCUUUUCGGUCUUCUUCUUUGUUCUGGCAAGCUGCAGCUUGGCUCUCCAGGACCAGCCUCAGCAAAACCUGUGCCAGUUCGAGAGGCUCGACACACUGAAACCCGACAAUGUCGUUAGGUCGGAAGCUGGUCGGAUCGAGACAUGGGACCCCAACCAGAAGCAGUUACAGUGUGUUGGUGUCGCUCUAUUUCGUUGCGUCUUGGAACAACACGGCCUUAGGUUGCCUUCUUAUUCCAAUUCUCCUCAGCUCAUUUACAUCACAAGAGGCAGAGGAGUAGUUGGAAUGGUAAUACCUGGGUGUCGUAACACGUACGAGGAGUCCCGGAUCGUCAUCAGAAAAUCCGUCGUUUCAAACCAGAAAGAAGAAGUUCAUGCCAUUCAUCUUCUCCACACCACCAACCACCAAAAUCAGCUUGAUCCCACCCCCAGAAUAUUUUAUCUCGCGGGGAACCAAAAGCAAGAGUUUUCCCAAUAUCAGUCAGGAAGGCGGCAGCAGGAGCCGGAGGAGGAGGAGGAGGAAGGGGAAGAACAAAGAUGGCAUCCGAAAAGUGGUCGUGGUUGGAGGGAGCCAUCACGAGGUCGUCGAGAAGGAGAACAAGAGGGACAGGAACAAGAACAGCAAGGACGUGGCAACGUGAUCGGAGGGUUCGGAAGCGACAUGGUGAAGCACGCCUUCAACGCCGACGACGAUGAGACGGUAGAGAAUCUCCGAGGACAGGACGACCAGAGGGAGGGAAACAUUAUCAGAGUGGAAGGUGGUCUCAAGCUCAGCAUCUUCAAACCAACUGUCAGCGAACAACAAGGAGAAGAGGAAGAAGACCUUGAGGAUGAGCAGGGGGGUGGAAGCGAGAAUGGGUUGGAAGAGACACUGUGCAGCCUCAGACUGAAACAGAACAUCGGAAAAACCACAUCCCCAGACAUGUACCACCCACAAGCCGGCAGCCUCAGAACCGUCAAUAGCUUAGACCUCUCAGUUCUCAAGAUGAUGGGGCUUAGCGCUGAGUUCGGUUCCCUUCACAAUGGUGCGAUAUAUGUGCCACACUACACCUUGAACGCGCACAGCAUAGUGUGCGCAGUAGAGGGAAGAGCGAAUAUUCAGGUGGUGGAUAGCAAUGGGAACACGGUGAGCAACCAGGAGCUAAGUGCGGGGCAGGUGAUGGCGGUGCCGCAGAACUUUGCGGUGGCGAUUAGGUCGCAGAGCGAGCACUUCCUGUGGGUGGCAUUUAAGACCAACCACUUGGCCAUGGUAGCGACGUUGCCGGGGCAGAUACAGGCGUGGCCGGAAGAAGUGGUGGAGCGAGUGUACCGGCUGAGCGGGGGGCAAGCUAGAAACCUCAAGAACAACAGUCCCCUUCUGUUCUUGGUUCCGCCGCGACAGUCUACGAGAGCCGUGGCUUAG
This is a messenger RNA of Neltuma alba, 1440 nucleotides long. RefSeq names its product conglutin alpha 1-like. The coding region runs from base 1 to 1440 and encodes 479 amino acids. The record is from RefSeq and is a predicted model, not a curated record. The transcript has 5 exons. NCBI's taxonomy places the organism in Eukaryota, Viridiplantae, Streptophyta, Magnoliopsida, Fabales, Fabaceae. Gene Ontology annotation, molecular function: nutrient reservoir activity.